Messenger RNA from Saimiri boliviensis boliviensis (Bolivian squirrel monkey), 2773 nucleotides. The record is from RefSeq and is a predicted model, not a curated record. NCBI's taxonomy places the organism in Eukaryota, Metazoa, Chordata, Mammalia, Primates, Cebidae.
AGGCUUGAGCCACCGCGCCCGGCCAACAGUUAUUAUUUUUUUAAUCAACUCCAGCUUUUGGUUAUCAUAGCGUUUACCCAUUUCACGUGUACAAUUCAGUAGUCUUUAGGAACUUCAAAGUGGAGAAAUCAUCAUCAUCAUUCAGUUGAGAUCAUUUUCAUCCCCCAGUUGGAUUCCUCAUGGCUAUUUAUGUUAAACCUCAUUCUCACCUCAAAUUUAGAGCCACUAUUAACCUACUUUCUUUAUGUAUUUGUCUACUCCAGACAUUUCAUAUAAAAGGAAUCAUAGGGUCUGUGGGUUCUUGUGACUUGCUUCUUUAACUUACUGUAAUGUUUUCAAGGUUCAUGGGUGUUGUAGCAUGAGUCAGUAUUUCAUUCCUUAAUGUUUCCAAGUAAGAUUCCAUUGUGCGAAUAUGCCACAAUUUUUCUAUCCAUUUACCUGUAGGAGAGCUUCUUGGUUGUGUGCAGUUUGGGGUUAGUAUGAAUAAUGCUCUGUGAGCAUUCAUGUGCUCCUUGACAAUAUGAGUCCUUCUUGGUGGGUGGCAUCCCCAAGCACCCUUUCGUGUCUCUUUUUCUGUCUUCCAUGGCACUUUCCAGGCACAGUUCUGCUUUCUCUCGAACUGCAUCAUUCAGGACUCUGCAAAUUCCCUGAAGCAGGAGGAAAAAUGACCACGUCCAAGGAGGCAGUGACCUUCAAGGAUGUGGCUGUGGUCUUCACUGAGGAGGAGCUGGGGCUGCUGGGCCCUGCCCAGAGGAGGCUGUACCGAGACGUGAUGCUGGAGAACUUCAGGAACCUGCUGUCAGUGGGGCAUCAACCAUUCAACCGAGAUACUUUCUACUUUCUAAGGGAGGAAAAGUUUUGGAUGAUGGAUGUAGGAACCCAAAGAGAAGGGAAUUCAGGUGGCAAGAUCCAACUUGAAAUGAAGACUGUUCCAGAAGCAGGACCACAUGAAGGGUGGUCCUGGCAACAGAUCUGGAAAGAAAUUGCAAGUAACUCAAACAGGCCUCAAAACUCUACCAUAAAUAGCUCUCAGUUAUUUGAACAGAGUGAUGCCCAUUCCCAGGAUGAAGAAGAACUAGCUAUGAUGCACACAGGACAGAAACCUUCCGAUUGUGGGAAGUGUAAACAGUCCUUCAGUGGUGUUUCCAUCUUUGAUCUUUCUCAGCAAAUACACUCAGCAGAGAAGUCUCAUUCCUGUGAUGAGUGUGGAAAAAGCUUCUGUUACAUCUCAGGACUUCAUAUUCAUCAGAGAGUCCACCUGGGAGAGAAACUCUUUAAAUGUGACUUGUGUGGUAAGGAAUUCAGUCAGCGUUUACGUCUGCAAACUCAUCAAAGAGUGCACAUUGGAGAGAAACCUUUCAAAUGUGAACAGUGUGGGAGAGGCUUCAGAUGUAGAUCAGCACUUACAGUUCAUUGCAAAUUACACAUGGGAGAGAAACAUUAUAAUUGUGAGGCAUGUGGGAGGGCCUUCAUUCACGAUUUCCAGCUUCAGAAACAUCAGAGAAUUCACACAGGGGAGAAGCCAUUCAAGUGUGAGCUAUGCAGUAUGAGCUUCCGUCUUAGGUCAAGUCUUAAUAGGCACUGUGUGGUCCACACAGGAAAGAAACCAAACAACGCUGGGGAAUAUGGAAAACGCUUCAUUGGUAGGCUAGAUUUGUAUAAGCAUCAGACGAUCCACACAGGAGAGAAACCAUAUAGUUGUAAAGAAUGUGGGAAGAGCUUCAGACGGUCCUCGUAUCUUUUGAUCCAUCAGCGAGUCCACACUGGAGAAAAGCCAUACAAAUGUGACAGGUGUGGGAAGGGCUACAUUACUAAGUCAGGUCUUGACUUGCACCACAGAGCCCACACAGGAGAGAGACCUUAUAACUGUGAUGACUGUGGGAAGAGCUUUAGACAGGCCUCAAGUAUUUUGAAUCAUAAGAGACUCCACUGUCGGAAAAAACCAUUCAAAUGUGAGGACUGUGGAAAGAGGCUUGUAUACCGGUCAUACCAUAAAGACCAACAAAAAGACCGCAGUGGAGAAAACCCAUCCAAAUGUGAGGACUGUGGGAAGCGCUACAAGAGGCGUUUGAAUCUUAAUAUAAUUUUAUCAUUAUUUUUAAAUGACACUCUGUCAUCUCUGCACACAAAAGAACACCCACUAGACCCUGUGGGGCUGGACCCUGCAGAGAGAAACCAUGGAAGUGUGGGGAGACGGUAUGUGCUUCAUUCAGGCGUCAAGUCUUCAACUUCAUCAGUGUCCAAACUAGAGAGAAACAGUAGUCGUGCAAUAAAGUCUCUACUCAGUCUCGCUGCAGUCUCCUGUGAGAGUUCACAAAGAAGAGAACCAUUAAAAAUAAGAGGCAUGUGGUAAGCACUUCAGUGUGACUUCAUAUCUUAUCAUUUAUCAUAGAAUCAAUGCUGGUGGUAGUUUUUAUCUGGUCUUGUGGGAGGCAAAACAUUUGUUUAAAGUUAGCGUUUCAGCCAUAGCUCAGCAUACCCCAGUGUUCGUAGGACUGUUAUAGCAGAGAAUGCUUGCAAGUCGUGCUGUAGGGUUUCAAACAGAAGUUUGACAAUUAGUUAUUAUUCAGGAGACAGGCCUUAGUAUAAAAGUUUGUUCACACACUUUCAAAACACUAAUGAUGAACAUGUCAAAACUGAGGAUCACUAGAAUGUCAGCCACAUGUGCCUUUGUUUUUUUGCUGCGUCCUUACAUCGCUUGAGUCUGGAAGAUUGAGGUUGCAGUGACCUAUGUAUGAUAGUGCUACUACACUCCGGUCAGAGCAACAGAGUG